Pocillopora verrucosa is the source of this 3181-nucleotide messenger RNA. RefSeq lists its product as uncharacterized. Gene Ontology annotation, biological process: cell-cell adhesion. Lineage: Eukaryota; Metazoa; Cnidaria; Anthozoa; Scleractinia; Pocilloporidae. The record is from RefSeq and is a predicted model, not a curated record. Gene Ontology annotation, molecular function: protein binding.
UGCACACUGAAUGAGGUUUGCUAUAAUUCACAUCAUGCCACUCUGGAACCGACCCGGAAACAAACCGACCGUUUCCUCUCUUUCGUCCCGGAUGUUUUAUUUGUUAUUGUUGCAAGAACGCCGAAAGUAAUGGCUUCGGCGUGAAUCCCUUUGACUUUGUGACGGCUGUGUGAAUUAAGGAAUGAUGUUUUCUCAGACGAUAUCCACACAGUGUGUUGGAAUAACGAUCCUGAUCUUUGCCGUGUUAGAAGGAGCAAGCUCUGCAGAUGCAAACACCACCAGAGCAAAUGAAUGCCUUCCAGCGGCGGCGGGUAACAGGACCAAGCGGUCAGCAGUCUCAAAUGGGCCUCUUUGUGAACCAUACCAACUUCGCUUUCCAAACGGCUACUGCAAACACAUUCUUGGUUAUCAACCAGUCUACGGAAGAGAUGAAGCCGAGCUAUUUGAGAAUGAAAUAAAAAUGGAUCGAUUUCAGAUAGCGAAGAACUUUGUUUUGCGGACUCGAAAUUCGACUAGCAAUAUCAAGUAUCAAAAAUCCAUCGACAACUCUUUCAAUGUGCGUCAGAGCUGUCUGGAUAUGGUGGAUGAUGUGUACUGCCACCACUACUUUAAACGUUGCUACAUCGAUACUAAUCCUCAAUUUGUGUGCAGAGAAGCGUGCACAAAAAUGUUUUAUCACGAUUGUGAUCGAGAAUAUAAGAUUGUGCUGAAGUUCAUGGAGGAGAGACAGAAUACUUUUUACCCGUUCUACUUUGAUAUCAUAAACUGUACGCGGCUGCCAUCUAGGAACGAGUCUUCGCAGUGCUAUACUCCUGACAAGAUACGAGACAAAUUGGACGUGCUAGAGAGUGAAGAUUGUUUCUAUGGUGAUGGACGUGGCUACCGUGGUAACAAAAGCGUCACAACAUCUGGGUUUUCAUGUCAGUCGUGGGAUUCUCAAUGUCCACACAAACACAACAUCAGUGGACAUCUUUAUCAAGCGAUAAAUAACAGCGGCAAUUUCUGUCGCAAUCCGGGAGGACUUGCCAAAGGUGGGCCGUGGUGUUUUACAACCAACAAGACCGUGCGAUGGGAGUACUGUGAUGUGCCUAAGUGUCCCAAACGACCACCUUCAAGCCCACCAGUCAACUUUCAUGGUCAUAACGUGAGCGCAACAAGCAUUUUCGUCAGCUGGGGGGAUGUUCCAAAGCCCUCUGCAAAUGGAGUACUUCUUGGGUACCACGCCUCUUGUAAGGCAGUUAAAUCCUCGGACAGUUAUUUCGCGGAGUUCUUGCCUGAAGAACAUCAUUGGGAAUUAAAAGGUCUCAAAACUUUUGCUAAUUAUAGUUGCUGGCUAAGAGCGUACAACAAUUACGGAAAUGGCAGCUGGAGUGAGGAAUUGGUUAUUUCAACCGAUGAUGCUGCGCCUGCAGCUCCCCCAGACUAUCUGAGCGCUAGGAACCUUAGCUCUACCAGUCUUCAGGUCCAGUGGGACCCAAUCCCUUUUGGGUUCCGGAAUGGAAAAAUACUUCAAUACCAAGUGAAAUAUAGCCAAUAUUCACUGACAAGACGGCGAGUCUUUACCACAAAUUACGUAAAGAAAAGGUCACUCACGCUUGUCAACCUUAAGAAAUACAAGAAGUAUCUGAUUGAAGUGUCCGGGAUGACAAGAAAAGGCGUUGGACCCCCAGUUUCAACUGUGGUGCAAACUGAUGAAGAUGUACCAGAUCGCCCUCCGUCAGACAUAACCGUGUCAAGCCUGAGCUCUAAAGUGAUUAAAAUCAUUUGGGGGCCAGUUCCUGAGGACUUCACAAAUGGUGAAAUACUUGGAUACAGAGUGCUCUACAACGAUACGUCAGUUGCUAAAAAUACAUCAGUUUCUUCCAAUCAAACAUCUGUAGAGAUCCAUGGACUGAAACCUAACACCAGCUACAAUUUUCAUGUCCUUGCAUUUACAACCAAGGGUGAUGGGGUAAAAAGCGCGGCCUACCUCGCAAAAACUUUAUCAGAGAAAUCCAACAGUGGCCCAAGUUCGAGAUCAUCACAGGGUUCAAACGUGGGCAUCAUUGCGAGUUCUGUGUUUGCUGGAUCCAUUGCUUUUGGAGCAGUUUUUUUAAUGGUCUACUUUUUCCGUAAAAAAAGGAUAGCAGCAGUAAAUAACGAUGGUGAAAACGGUAUUGGUUGCCCAGUGACACCAUAUGCCGUCUCCUCCGUUAAUUGGUUAGAAAACGUCAUCAACACCCAAGUACACGGAUAUGAGACGAUAGAUGAUGAUAACGUCCCUUGCAGUAAUGGCCGACCACGUUACAUCAACGUCAACCCUGACGGUUCGCUCAACCUUCCACCACACUUACGGGAUAUGGUUAUCCACUUCGAGCAACUCUACGAGAACACAAGUUACAAGCAGCUACGACGGUUUGGAAGGCGAAGAUCACUUGGAGGGGCAGAGGAUCGGCUUGGACACCCCAUCUACGACAAGCUGCAACGGGCGAUUUCUUCAAAUACCCCAAGCCAGGGUGGAGGAUGCAGACAACAGGUGCAGGCGACAAUAACUCCAACAAAGCAACACAGGGAAAAUCACUCGGUAGAUUUGGGUGAGUUACGUCGCUUUGCUAAGGAUCUUCAGAGCGACAUGGAAAUGACAGAAGUGGUUUCUACCAAAACCCAAAAGCGACGGCGCCAUUUCUCCGUAGAUCUGGGUCAAGUGCGAGAGUUUAUUGCUCUCACAGAGAUCAACAGCUCCGCUGAAGAAGAGAAUAACGCUUUAACCUACAAGCCGGAAAUGAAACAAACAAAUGACAACGAAGCGCUGUGUUAGCUGUUUGAAACUGGACAGAAAAACUCACUAAAUCACAAAGAUCAACUUCUCCAAAGUGGUGACUGAAAAAAACCAAAGUCAAAGUAAAGUCAAAAUAAAAAAAAAUCUAUGUUAUCAAACUGGGGCGGAAACACAGUUCCCAGUCUAAGAGUGUUUAAGACCCUUUUUGUCUCAUAAACUGUUCAAAUUUUUUCGUGAUAAAGUCGCCUAGAAGCUGCUAAGUUUAUACACUUGCUAAAAACAACUUUUUUCUCUUCUUCAUUAGAACACAGCUGUCGCUUCAUGUUGCCUGCCCACGCAGUCAGCUAAACACUGUCAUUUUGCAUCAACGUAAAGUUUUUCAAUAGCCUGUAUUUAAUACUAUUCUUCAUGACAAGUCUUUUU